Molecule: messenger RNA, 1493 nt
Organism: Zophobas morio
Lineage: Eukaryota; Metazoa; Arthropoda; Insecta; Coleoptera; Tenebrionidae
Product: phospholipase B1, membrane-associated-like
Exons: 6
Coding region: 73-1284 (403 amino acids)
Biological process (GO): phospholipid metabolic process
Molecular function (GO): glycerophospholipase activity
Source: RefSeq, a predicted model, not a curated record
UUCAACUGUUUCCCGCGAGAAGUUCAAGAAUUCGACUCUUUUAUUUGUUAGUGUCCUAAAUUAUUAACUAAAAUGAAAACAGUCCGCAGUUAUUUUUUGUUAUUUGUACUGUGCUGUGGAACUGCCGCACAAACCGGAAGAACUUUCCUGGAAGAAUUUUUAGGACCAUAUAGAGUUGCGAGGCGCUUGCUGAUGGAAGUUCAGUUACAGUCAAAACAGAACAACAAAUCCCCUUACCGAAAAAAUCAAAUUCAGCGACAAGUACCAGAUUCGGUACCAUUUCCAUGUGAUGUACGGAACGCCCGAAGUCUUUCUAAGCCAUUAUCUGUUCAUCAGAUUAAACCUGGUGAUAUUGAUGUAACAGCAGCACUAGGUGAUAGUUUAACGGCUGGAGUAGGUGCAACUGCGAUUAAUGUGCUAGAAGUACUACUUGAAGAAAGAGGAAAAUCGUUUCCUAUUGGUGGUGAAGGUAACUGGAGGCAGUACCUAACGUUGCCAAAUAUACUAAAAAUGUUCAACUCCAACCUAAUAGGGUACGCAGUGAAGACUUCUUUGACAAUACAGCAAGAAAGUCAGUUCAAUGUUGCAGAAAUAAAUGCUAUAUCGUCAGAUAUCCCUUACAUGGCAAGAGAACUUGUUAAAAGAAUGAAGUCAACUAAAUGUGUUAAUAUAAACGAGGAUUGGAAGAUGAUUACAAUUUUUAUAGGAGCUAAUAAUUUUUGUGAUGCUUGCUAUUUGGAAGAUAUGACGGCUGCACUGGAACAACACAGGAAAGAUAUGAUCGAAGUUUUACGAAUACUUAGAGACAAUUUACCUCGAACUAUUGUUAAUUUUGUUCUACCUCCUCAUCUUAAAAUCAUAGUUGAAUUGAAGACAGAAAAUCCUGCUUGUUCUUUUAUUCGUGCCGGCCUAUGUUCGUGUUUAUUUGGUCACAGAAGUACACAAAAACAAGUGCUGUAUGAGUUCAUGGACAAAUGGUUAAAACUAGAUAUGGAAAUAGGCAAUAUUGAUGAGUUUGACACAGAUGAUUUUACGGUGGUUGUUCAACCCUUUUUACUAAAUUAUAAUUUCCCUACAUCUGCACCAGGUGUGGCCGACUCACAAUAUUUAUCAGCGGACUGUUUCCAUUUUAGCCAAAAAGCACACGCUAGAGUUGCUAAUGAUUUAUGGAAUAAUAUUAUGGAACCUGUUGGUAACAAAUCAUUUGGCGGGAACAGAGUGUUUGAAAAAUUUAACUGCCCGUCGGACAAAAGACCUUAUAUUUUUACUAGACGUAAUAGUUAGAUUUAACUACAAAAAUGAGAACUGAUAAUAAUUAAGAAUCCAAAGAUUUUUUUUCAAAAAUGACUGACAGGCUGGAAAAUGUAUUAUACACCAACAUGGAGGUAAUAAAGGGGAAAACCAGGGAGUUGUUCGUGACCUUAGUAGUAUUUUAGACUGAUGUUUGCACCUGUAUAAAAUAAUAUAAUCAUUAUUAAAAUGUCAUUACAUUA